Messenger RNA from Procambarus clarkii (red swamp crayfish), 6397 nucleotides. NCBI's taxonomy places the organism in Eukaryota, Metazoa, Arthropoda, Malacostraca, Decapoda, Cambaridae. The record is from RefSeq and is a predicted model, not a curated record.
GUCAGUAGCGCGCCUCUACCCUCGCUGGCGGGUCGUACACCUCCACAGUUUACCUCCUGUCUUCCUAGUACAGUGAACUGUCUUGUAAACAUGUGACGUGAAAAAUAAGACGAGUUUUAAAAGUGUUGCAUUUUUUUUUUUGACGGAUGACUUAAUAUUGUGAGCGGUAUUUGAUUGUUUACUAUGGUAAUACAAACAUGAAGUGCCACGGAAACAUCUCCAGUGCCUGGCCCUAAACUUAUGAGUGAUUUCAUGACAUUUCAUUUGUUGAGUAAACAGUGUCAUUAAGGACGAUAAUUUUUUAAGCCAUGAAUGGUGAACUUCGAUAAUUGAGGCUUAGUUCAAUUGCGAGUUUUCCAGGCGCCUGCCCUGGUUAGGUCAAGGCAGAUAUGUGGCACACCUACAUUAACACUGACGGCAAGAAGCCAGACUCCCUUAGCGAGAGCAAGAAGCCAGACUCCAGUACCGAGGGCAAGAAGCUAGGCUCCAGUAUUGAAAGCAAGAAGCCAGACUCCGGUAGCGAGAGCAAGAAGCGAGACUCCAGUAGUGAAGGCAAGACGCCAGGCACAAUUAGUAAGGGCGUUGAUCUGGACUUUUUGACAGACGCCAACGUGUACUACAACUUGCCUCCACCUCUGCCGUGUGCCCACAGCUGCUGGGCCUCCCUCCCACGCGGUCACCCUCCACCCCAACACCAUUUCAGGCCCUACUCUUCCUGCCCCGCCUCCCCCAAGCUCCCUCCUGCCGUAGUCCCACGCAGGAACAUUUCUCCUCGACCACCCGUGGCCCAAGAGAGGGCAGGGAAGGAUGAGGUGUCUCCUACCCUCAAACCGCGAGCUCCAAAACCUACGCAUAAAAAGUUGUCCCACACCCGCUCCUUCGAUCUAGAUCAUCUGUACCAGAACCUGGUCCGAGUGACCAGUAAACCCCGCAGCAACUCCUUCAGCAUAGAUCUGCCCUGGAGACGCAAGAAGAAGGUACAGGAAGCUACUCCUGAUAUUAAGGAAGAUGCUGGAGAGGAGAAUGCCGCUCGGAUGCUGCCAGCUCCUCACACUCCUGCCGAAGAAACAUUUCCUAAGCCUAGUCUGUUGCUAACCAGCAGUCCUCGGUCCAUACCAGAAACACAUAGCAGCCAGACAACUGAAAUUAGCAGUAGCAGCAGCAGUAGUAGUAGCAGUAGUGGUGAUAGCAGCAGCGGUGGAGUGCCAGGGGACUGUUCAGCAGAGGUGUGCCCUGGGGUUACCUACCUGAGGGACACGGGGCCACGUAACCCUCCGGUCAACUGUGUUCACGAGGAUGCUGUCAACUCCUGGUACCACACGGCUGCUACACUGCCUCUCCGUGCCAGCAAGUGUUCCACCAGUGAAGGAUCUCAGCACAACUUCAAGCCAAGACAGGCACUAGACGUUAACGCUAAUUUGGACGAAUGGUUACGCAAAGAACGUUGGUUGGAGAAAAAACGCAGCUCUCGUAACCUUCGACUGGCAGGUGAGAACGUGGAGGUGGACAUAACCAUCCUACACGCCACAGACGGAGACAAGUGGAAGCGGUAUCUUUACGACAUGUUCACCCUGCUGGCCCCCAAGGAAGACGGGUACCGAGGAGUCCGGGUUGAGGUAAAGAAUGUACAGGACAUAAAGGAUGACAUUGGACGUCUGCAAGCUGUAAAGCUGAAGGCGGCAAAGCUUCAGAUUGUCAUAUUGUCGCCAUGCUUCUUGGAUCACAUUGGUAAACAUGUGAGAUGUGAGCUGGGUCAAGUAUUUAAGCCGGAGAAAGUGCUGGCCUUGCUGCUAGGCGUUGAUGACAGCCAGUUUACUAUGGCUCAUCGCUCAGUUUUGUAUUCCUACAAUGACUGGCAUCGACUCAAGGUUCGGAAUAUGGAUAUGUCCUUCAUAUAUGAAGUUUUAGCUGAAGGCAUCAGCAUUCUUAACAACUCUGAACUUUUUUCACAUUAUCAAGACGAAAGAAAUGCAAAGUUCAAGGUCACACCUCGUAAAGUUAAUAUGGUUCAGCAACCACUGUAUAUAAUGAUGGACGAACCAGUUAAAAACAAAAAAGAAGUUGAAGUGUUGAUAGAAGAUCCACCUAUACAUAAAUGCACAACAGUCAAAAAAUGGCAUCUUCGAAAUCCAUAUACUAUCGACUUUCGAAUGCCAGAAAAAUUCUUGAAAGGAUCGUCCCUUCUACUCGUCACUGUGUUGGUUAAUAAAAAAAGGAUUGGCUCAAGACAGCUGAAGUGUGAAAGCAGUAUGGAUACUUUGAAAAAUAUUCUCAGUACUGUGUCGAACCCAACUGAUUUCAUGUGCCAGGCUCUGAACAUCAGUCCAACAAGUGAUGAGCUAGAUCAGAAAUUGGCAGAUACAGUAAAGCUUCAUCUACCCCUCCAAAGAGUUGAUGAACCAAAUAUGCAACAUAAAGAUGGCUGUGAGUUUCCUACGUGGAUUCACUUCAGUGCAUAUUAUGGGUUAGAACGCUUGACUUGGGCCUUGUUGGAGAUUCCGGGAGGCGAAGCAGCUCUGAACACUCCAAAUUGCCACGGACAUACUCCUUCUGUGCUGGCAUACCAGAUGAGCUUCUCUUUUCUGGCUCAGACUCUGGAGGAUGCAGCACUGGUAGCAUCUCUGGCAGCAAAGGUUGGUUAUACAACAUUAAAGAAAAGAUCAGUCAGCUUGACAGAGUCUCGUCUGUGUGAAGGGAUGUACAACAGUCCACCACCACCUCGACCAUGUGACUUGCAUCAUAUUUUUGAAUACGACCCACUGCCUCCACCUCGGGAAGUUUCUACGAACAAACUCGCAGAUUCAGGUUUGAAGAUGGAGAGUUCAGAGGGCUUGUCUCUUCCUCCUCCUCCUCCUCCUCCUCCACCUCUGUCACCAACACUGAGUGAUAUACAAGUGCGAGAGGACCAUGUAUGUUCUCCAACCUUGCCGCCGCCUCCCUCUCCAGAGACAUUACUUCACCCACCUUCACCAUCUACUGAACAACAAAUUGAAAGUGAAAAAAUUGUAUAUCAAGAUGAUGAAUAUAUAGCAAUGAAUGGACCAGAGUAUAGUGCAGACGUGUACAACCUUGUAUCAGCCUGGAUGGAGAAGACAAACAUCAAGACUUUUGUUGAGAAGAACCAGGACAAGAUUGUUGAAGUCAAAAAUAAAUUAGACUCAAAUAAAGUGAAGGAUUCUGGCAACGAAUUUACAGAAACUGAGACAGGAGAGGUGUCACCAUCACAAAGUGGAACACCAGAACCAAAUACUUCUUCAACUCCUGGUGUUGCCCGACGUAAAUCUGUGGUGGAACAAUUCUUUAAUUUGCUAAGACGUACAUCACUUGACAAUGUGUAUUCAUUACCAGACACCUCGGACAAUCAUCCACAGCCUAAGGUGAGAGAGGAUUCACAAACUGAUGAGAUGGCUUGUAUAAAUGAAACUAAAAGAUUACCUCAACCUCCUCCACGACCUGAUCCAAAUAGCACGUAUUUGGAGCUAGAAGACAUCAACACACCCAUGCCUUUUGAGUUAAAAAUACAAGAGAAGAUGGUUGGUUUGUCAAGUCCAAGCGAGUUAACAAGAUCUCGCCUUCCCACAGCUGCAAAGAAACAUUCAAAUAUUUCAACGACCUUGUCCAAACAUACUAAAAAAUCGGAUGAAGAUGAGUUGGCAUAUACAACUUUGAGUUAGGUAGAAAAAGAAUGGCAGUCAAUAAAGACAUGCUGCUGCUGAUCAAUGUAAUUAUUUCUUGUGAUGAAGCAGUAGUGGAGGUGUGUGGAGCCUCAUUAUGUCAGUGAUAUACCUCAACUUGGAAUGCAUACAACUACAUCUUAUCUUAGCAUUACUUCCUUACCUGGUUGCAGGUAACAUUACCUCUUCAUUAAAAAUUUUGCCUGUCAUUAUUGUCCAUAUACCUGUAGAAUUUAAAAGUAUGGUAGUAUAUAAUUUAUAACCGCUACAGUGAAUAAGUUUUGUAUGGGUAUAAAUCAUAGCCACAUCACAAACACCUCUCUGUGGUUCCUCUUUCCACAAGGUGUUUCUCCAACCACAUUGGUCUUUCUCAUUUAAAAUCACUGCUCACCACCACUUUUCUUUUCCUUAUUGUUACCUUCAUUAAUGUGAUAUAAAAAUAUUGUUACAUUAUUCUUUGUCUUAUAUGCAACAAGGAUUCUGAAUUAUCUUGAAAAUUGUUUUCUGAUGGCAAAUGCUGGAAUCUCAUAAUUAUGUAAUUGAGAUGAUGGGUAAAUUGUAAAAAUGUUAAAUAAUUUACUCCAAAAAACUAUAUUAUAUUACUUAACAGUUUUGAGUGAUAUAUGUCUGUUAUAUCCAAAGUAUUGAAUUACAGUAGUUUUGUAUGUGUGUGUGUGUGGCAAGUGAGAGGUCCUUGAUUUACUGCUAUUUCUCAGCUGUUUAAAUUGUUCUACUUUGAUAUCUCUUCUUAGUCAUUAUUGUAAAAUUAUUGCAUUACGAAUUAUGUAAAUUAUAACACAGGAAAGAAGGUUAUAGCACAGUAGGAGGUUAUACUGCAUUUAGCAUAUUCUGUGGCUUUUGUUUUCUAUUUCUAAACAUUCUUUGUUGGUUGCCACAUGCAGAGAAUGCUUCCUACUGAUGCACAACAACCUUACACUUGUAAGUUAUAGCAGGUUUCUACAUCACAAAAUAUCCCAGAACUAAAUGACUUUUAAAUAUAUAUAUUUUGAAGAACAAUUGUUAAUUUAGUUUUCCCACAAAUGUAGCAGUGUACAUGUGUACGUCUCCUUGUUAAGAAUAUGUAUAUGAAAAGCAAUUUUUGUUCUUUUAAGGCAUUGCAUAGUUACAUCAAUAUAGUAAAAAUAGAAUGGAAGCAGUAGAGCCAGAAUAAUGGGAAAAUUAUAGUCUUGAUGCCCAAACCACACAUCAGACAGUGAAGAAACGAUGACAUUUCAGUCCGUCCUGGACCAUUAUCAAGCCCUGUCUUGAUAAUCUUGAUAGUCUUGAAAGUUGUUUGAAUAUAUUUGCGAGUCUUUGUUGGUAAAUGCAGUAGUGACCACACAAGGCAAAGACUAUUUCUGUUGAAAUCCUGGGCAGGACAAAUGGUUGGGAGCAUUCCUAUAACCUAAUACUCCUGUUCACCUAGCAGUAAAUAGAUACCCAGGAGUUAGUCAGGUUGUUGUGGAGUUGUAUCCUGGGAGGGUCAGUAACUCAGUCAGGGUAAUUCAAACCCUGGGAGGGGUCCUUGACGUAAGCCAACAUGUACUGUCUGUAUAAACUGGCUGCCUGUCCCCGAAUGCAAUGAAUGAAUGAUAAAUAUGUUAGCCCUUUAAUAAAAAUUUCUGAAGAUACUGAUGUUUUAAGGGUUUAAACAGAUGAUCUGGUAUAUAUAUAUUUUUAGCAUUACUGAGGCCUUACUGUAUCUUCAUUAUCAUUUCCUGUAAUUGCUCAUGGUGUUUUUAAGUCAAGAGAGGAUCAGAAUAGGAUUUUAAUUCACUAGCCAGUUUUCUCUAGAUACACUACAGUAUAUUUAAUAAAAUCUCUUUAGUAAAACUUUUUAAUAGCUUGAGUAUACGUACAUGAUAUACUAUAUUAUUUAUUUCAUUAAUACAACAUAAAUUUAGUUUUCAGGAGCUAAGGAGCAAACAAGUGCAAUAUUUAUAUAAAUAACCCUCAGCAUUCCUCAGACACGACAAAAAGAAAUGUAUUAUAGCCAAUACUGAGUGUCAGUACACCGGCAUAUAAAGUGGAGGAAUUGAUCUAUUUUUGUUGUCUAGGUCAGCAUUUGUCGCACUGGUUACACGUCACUGACCUUCAUUUUUGUUUGUAAGUAAUGGGUAAUUAUUUACAUUCCUUUUAUGUGUAUCACUGAAGAUAUUUAUAAACUCAUCCUCAGUGUAGCAUUAUCUGUUGCUGAUUUCCUAGCUUAUGAACCGGCCAGUUUCAUGCAUAUGCUGACAGGAGAUAAUGCUAAGAGAGGAGAGCGUGAUAGAGCGGUUCACACUUUAGGACUGUGAAUUUACAGUUUUAUAUUCUGGCUCAUCAAACUUACUCCAAUCAAAUAUUACUUUGAAUAUCCUUGUUCUUAAGAUUGUACAGUACACAUCUCACUGUAGGAGAAAUAUUUAGAUUGUUAAACAAGACAUUUCGGUGUGUAAUUUUAUGAAUAUUUUCUUUUAUUAUUAUAAACAUAAUUACAGUGUAGUUAGAGCAUAGUAUUUAUACUGUAUCUGUUUUAGUGCAAAUGCUGCAAGUAGCAUUUAAUGAACUCUUUUUGUAUCAGAAAAGACUAGAUGGUUUCUAUAAUCCCAGAGACUUUUGAUUAUCAAGGCUGUGCACCUGUUAAUAGCUAACAAUUUUCGAUGUGCAAGGAAAAAAAAAUCCUAAUAUUGUUAAAAUGCAUUCCCUGAUCACAGAAACAAUAAUAAAAAAUUUUUAUGUAA